This is a messenger RNA of Trifolium pratense (red clover), 2731 nucleotides long. RefSeq names its product protein NRT1/ PTR FAMILY 4.5-like. Gene Ontology annotation, molecular function: transmembrane transporter activity. NCBI's taxonomy places the organism in Eukaryota, Viridiplantae, Streptophyta, Magnoliopsida, Fabales, Fabaceae. Gene Ontology annotation, biological process: transmembrane transport. The record is from RefSeq and is a predicted model, not a curated record. The transcript is spliced from 6 exons. The coding region runs from base 554 to 2449 and encodes 631 amino acids. Gene Ontology annotation, cellular component: membrane.
AAACAUACAAGGUAGAUUUUUUUUACUUAAACCUUCUAAUUUAGAACAAAAUUACAAUAACACAAAGCCACACAAAGAUAUUAUUCAAACCAAGACAGACAUAUAUAGCUAAAUACAGUGGGGCAUAUAUGAUGGAUUGAUUAAUUUGAUUAAAAUCAUUGAUGGAAUUAGCAUCCAUUAAUCAUCAUUAUUAAUUAUUAACAACAUGUCAGCAACCUUAAACUUAUGGUAAGCAUGUUUGAAAGUGUGUUAAAACGGUGAGCACAGAAACCAAGGAGAAAAAAAGUUAGAAAGAGUGUGAAACAAAACAUGAUAAAUAGAGAAUGGAGGACAAAUACCAAAGAACAGAACAAAACAGUGCAAGACAUUAAAACUAAGGAACUCUUUGUGGAUUUUUAUGAUCAAAUUUUCAAAGCUAUUUUCCUCUCAACUUAAAGUUUCUUUCAAAAGUUUCUACUUUUGGGCUAUAUGUUCACAAACACCAUCUUCUAGUACUACAUCUCAACUCAUCAUUCUUGUUUGAAAAAUUGAAACUUUACACACUCUCUCCAAAAUGGUAGACAAAGAAGUGAAAGAAGAACACAAACCAAUCAUUGAAUGGAAGAAACAAAAGGGUGGAUUUAGAGCUUCCAUGUUCAUCUUUGUUUUGUCAGCAUUGGAUAACAUGGGUUUUGUGACAAACAUGGUGAGCUUAGUUCUAUACUUUUAUGGUGUGAUGCACUUUGAUCUUUCAAGCUCUGCAAAUACUCUGACAAAUUUCAUGGGCUCAACUUUCUUGCUCUCCCUUGUUGGUGCUUUCAUCUCAGAUACUUACCUCAACAGAUUAACCACAUGUUUGCUUUUUGGAUCACUAGAAGUUAUUGCUUUGGUAAUGAUCACAAUUCAAGCUGCAUUAGACAAACUACACCCUGAAGCAUGUGGUAAAUCAAGCUGUGUAAAAGGAGGUAUAGCUGUGAUGUUUUACACAUCAUUGUGUUUAUAUGCUUUGGGUAUGGGUGGAGUAAGAGGUUCAAUGACAGCAUUUGGUGCUGAUCAAUUUGAUGAAAAGGAACCAAAUGAAGCAAAAGCACUUGCAACUUUUUUUAAUUGGCUUUUACUUAGUUCAACUUUAGGUUCAGUUAUUGGUGUUACUGGUGUUGUUUGGGUUAGCACACAAAAAGCUUGGCAUUGGGGAUUUUUAAUCAUCACAGUUUGUUCUUCAAUUGGUUUUGUAACACUUGCUCUUGGUAAAUCAUUCUACCGUAUCAGAGUUCCCGGUGAAAGCCCUAUUUUAAGGAUUGUCCAGGUUAUUGUUGUGGCUUUUAAGAACAGAAAACUACCACUACCAGAGACUAAUGAACAACUUUAUGAAGUGUAUAAAGAUGCUACUACUUUAGAGAAGAUUGCACAUACAAAUCAAAUGAGGUUUCUAGAUAAAGCAGCAAUUCUUCAAGAAAACACUGAACCUCAAAAACCAUGGAAGGUUUGCACAGUUACACAAGUUGAAGAAGUAAAAAUCCUAACAAGAAUGUUACCUAUCUUAGCCAGUACAAUUGUAAUGAACACAUGUUUAGCACAACUUCAAACAUUCUCAGUUCAACAAGGGAACUCAAUGAACCUUAAACUUGGUUCCUUCACAGUACCUGCAUCAUCCAUUCCUGUUAUCCCUCUUAUUUUCUUAUGCACAUUGAUACCAAUUUAUGAACUUUUCUUUGUACCAUUUGCAAGAAAAAUCACUCAUCACCCUUCAGGUGUUACACAGCUUCAAAGGGUCGGUGUUGGAUUAGUACUCUCUUCGAUUUCAAUGACUAUAGCUGGUAUCAUUGAAGUUAAAAGAAGAAACCAAGGAUUAAAAGACCCUUCAAAACCAAUAAGCCUAUUUUGGUUAUCUUUUCAAUAUGCUAUAUUUGGUAUUGCAGACAUGUUCACUCUUGUUGGACUAUUAGAAUUCUUCUACAGAGAAGCACCUUCAACCAUGAAAUCACUUUCAACUUCAUUCACAUUUUUAUCUAUGUCACUUGGUUACUUCUUAAGUACAGUUUUUGUUAAUGUUAUUAAUGCUGUUACUAAAAGGAUUACACCAAGUAAACAAGGUUGGUUACAUGGUUUUGAUUUAAAUCAAAACAAUCUAAACUUGUUUUAUUGGUUCUUAGCUAUCUUAAGCUGUCUUAAUUUCUUUAACUUUGUUUAUUGGGCCUCUUGGUACAAGUACAAAUCAGAAGAUAGUAACAACAGUUCAAUGGUAAUCACAAAGGAAUUAUUAGGUGAAACACCUCUAUUAAUGGUUGGUGAAAGAAAACAUGAUGAUGAAGAUAAAGAAGAAGAUGAAGACAAGAAAUAUGAUCAUAAAGUUAAGGCCAAAGAAAGUAGCCAAACUAGUGAAGCCAAUACUGAGGGACCCUCUUCUUCUGAUGAAACAGAUGAUGGACAAAAGAAAGAAAGAAACAGUAGAGAAUGGAAGCAUAGAUAAUAAUGAUAAUAAUAAGGUUACAAAAAUGUUCUAAGAUAUGAUUUGAUGUUUAAGGAAAAUAGUAGGUGGUGUAUGGUAAGCAUUGGAUGUGAAAAUAUAGGAAGUGGUUGAAAUAUCUAUUAUCUUACAUUACAUGUGUGAUUGUAUAAUUGAUUGGUACUAUACUAUUGCUGCUUCUGGCAUGGUCCCUGUGUAUGCACUAUGCAGAGUCAAAGGUUUUUCUUAUUUCAUUUUUCUUCUUUUAUCAUAAUAUAAAUAUAAAUUAAAGAGAUAAUUUUACAU